Molecule: messenger RNA, 1565 nt
Organism: Cucurbita maxima (winter squash)
Lineage: Eukaryota; Viridiplantae; Streptophyta; Magnoliopsida; Cucurbitales; Cucurbitaceae
Exons: 8
Coding region: 71-1300 (409 amino acids)
Source: RefSeq, a predicted model, not a curated record
AAAAUUUUAUGAUUCAAUUGUGAAAAUUCCAUAAAGUUCUCCAACUUUUUUCCACUCAAAAUUCAGUGAAAUGGGUGCUCUAAAGCUGCUGUUGCUGUUAGUGGUUUCUUUAUCAGUGGCGGCGGCGGGGAAAUCCAGCCACCACCGUCUCCGGCGAUUCGAAGCUCAGCUCCACCUGAAGAAGCUGAAUAAACCUGCCGUCAAGUCCAUCAAGAGUCCUGAUGGGGAUAUAAUUGACUGUGUUCAUAUGGCUCACCAGCCAGCUUUCGAUCAUCCUCUCCUCAAAAACCAUACAAUUCAGAUGAGGCCAAAUUUUCAUCCAGAAGGGGUUUUAAGUGGCAAUAAAAUGUCUUCAAAAGGUUCAGAACCAAAGCCCAUAACUCAAUCAUGGCACUUGAAGGGAAGGUGUCCAGAAGGGACAAUUCCCAUUAGAAGAACAACAAAAAGAGACAUUUUGAGAGCAAAUUCUGUGAAGAGCUAUGGGAAGAAGAAGCCUCAAGCCACUGUCAGACCAACCUCCAUUGAUAUCGAUCUCAAUGGCCAAACAGGACAUCAGCAUGCAAUAACAUAUGUUGAAGGAGGACAAUACUAUGGAGCUAAAGCAACCAUAAACGUUUGGUCUCCCAAAAUCCAACACCCAAACGAAUUCAGCCUCUCCCAGAUCUGGAUUCUUGGAGGAACUUUUGGGGAAGAUCUUAAUAGCAUUGAAGCUGGUUGGCAGGUUAGCCCUGAUUUAUAUGGAGAUAACAACACCAGAUUCUUCACUUACUGGACUAGUGAUGCAUAUCAAGCUACUGGCUGCUACAAUCUCCUCUGUUCUGGGUUUGUUCAAAUCAAUAAUGAAAUUGCUCUGGGUGCUAGCAUUUAUCCCAUUUCUUCUUACAGAGGCUCUCAAUAUGAUAUUAGCUUGCUCAUCUGGAAGGACCCGAAGGAAGGAAACUGGUGGAUGCAAUUCGGAAAUAGCUAUGUUUUGGGUUACUGGCCGGCGUUCUUGUUCUCCUACCUCACCGACUGCGCCUCCAUGGUUGAAUGGGGCGGCGAAGUCGUUAACUCUGAAUCUGGCGGCCAACACACUUCCACUCAAAUGGGUAGCGGCCACUUCCCCGGCGAGGGCUUCGGCAAGGCCGGCUACUUUAGGAAUAUUCAGGUGGUGGACGGCUCCAAUAAUCUCCGGCAGCCGGAGGAUAUUGGAACUUUCACUGAGCAACCCAGUUGCUACGAUGUUCAGAACGGGAAGUCCGGCGACUGGGGUAAUUACUUCUUCUACGGCGGGCCGGGCAGAAAUCCAAACUGCCCGUGAUAAAAUUCUCUCUCUCUAAAUAUAUAAAAAUAUAUUUUAAAUGCAUUUCUUGUGCAUCAUUUUUAGUGGGUCUUAUUGAGAUAUGUUUAACUUGUGAUGAAGCUUUUCUCUCUCUCUAUCUCUGCACAUCAACUGUGGGAGAGACAGAGAGAGAGAGAGAGGCUGAUUUGUUUGUUUCGAAAGCUUAGAAGGAACAAAAAAACAAAAAAACAUGGCUAAUGAUUUGUUUUAUCUCUUUGGAAAUGUGUAUAAGUGUGUUUAAUUU